GGCUCAGUUGAUUGAAAUACGAGGGACUGGACUGGACAGUUGUUGUAAGGAUUUCACCAUUAAAGACUUGAAGAAUCAUCCGUCAGAGGUGCGGAAGUUGUGGUUUGCAGUAACUUCAGCUGCACUGUUCUGGAAGCGAUGCAUCUCAAACGAACUGGACCGCAAAUUUCGUUUGAUCUAAAAUACGACCACCCUGUACCUAUCAAAUGGCGCCAAGUUGAUGAAGCGUCGAUACGCAAAGACGAAGUGGUCAUAGUGAUUUCUGAAGCAGAGGGGCCUUCCUCCGAGUUUUUUGAAGAGUUGAAGCCGAUCAUUUAUACCAUGAAGAUCUUCGGAUUGUUCCCGCUUCAAAAACGAAUUCCAGGUGAACCCACUUUCAGGAGAUGCAAGUUCUCUCUUAUGUACUCAGCCGUGUUCUACCUGGCCAUGAACAUAUACGCAUACUACGUUUCUAGAGAGAGAAUACAAUUCAUCAGAUAUUCUGAAGCGAGUUUUGAUGACCUCAUGUACUCGGUGAUACAUUUUAUGUAUGUAAUUCCUCAUUUCUACCUCAUACCUUGCCACUGGAAGGAAGUUUCCAAAGUGGGGAGAUAUUUCGUACACUGGUCUGACUUUCAGAAACAGUACGUCAGAGUCACUGGGAAACAGCUCUAUCUGGGACAGAACCGCCACGUCAUGUGGUCUGUGGUCCUAACUCCGGUAGUGGCACUAUGUUUCGUUGCAACUGAAUAUUAUAUGUCAUCUGCCGAAGAGAAAUACUGGGAGCUCGGAUUUUAUUGGUACAUCUUCACUGUCAUUUUACUUCACAUCGUCUGGUGGUGGUUCACCUGUUCAUCGCUACGCAGUGGCAUAUAUGACAUUUCAGAAAACUUGUUCAAGGAUCCUACCAUAUUUGCAGACGAGGGAUCUGCAACACUUGUGGCCCAGUACAGAGCCUUGUGGAUCAGUCUCAGCAGACUGUCCUGUGAGACUGGUUUGUUCAUGUGCUACACAUAUGGACACCUGUGUGUGCUCUCAUUCUCUGUCAUGACGCUGAGUCUGUACGGAAGUCUGUCCAACCUCCAUGACGGGUUGUACCUGAGGCACCUCGGUCUCGCCUUGGCCGUGUGCGUCAUUGGAGGUGUAACUUACGUAAUGGCUAACGGAGCUCACCAUGCCGCAAGAGAGGUGGGACCAGAGUUCUGUGAGAAAUUGUCACAUGUCAAUUCGGACGACAAACAAAUGAGGCGUGAGCUCAAGAUAUUUACCCGAGUUAUGACAUUAAAUUCUUCAGAAAUAAAUCUUGGAGGUUAUGUCAGAAUUGACAGGGGUUUCCUGUUGAGGUUUAUAUGUACAAUGGUGACGUACCUUGUCGUGUUGCUACAAUUUCGACUCGGUCUGUUGAGUAUCACCACCUCUAACGUCACCAUGGUAACGACAGAUGUGCUGUGAAAUAAGCCUCAUAAAAUGUAUCUCAUUUUUAGU
Zootermopsis nevadensis is the source of this 1464-nucleotide messenger RNA. Its product is annotated as gustatory and odorant receptor 24. Lineage: Eukaryota; Metazoa; Arthropoda; Insecta; Blattodea; Termopsidae. The record is from RefSeq and is a predicted model, not a curated record. Gene Ontology annotation, cellular component: membrane; neuronal cell body; axon. Gene Ontology annotation, biological process: sensory perception of taste.